Messenger RNA from Xyrichtys novacula (pearly razorfish), 9483 nucleotides. NCBI's taxonomy places the organism in Eukaryota, Metazoa, Chordata, Actinopteri, Labriformes, Labridae. The record is from the annotation of a GenBank genome assembly.
CUUUGGGGGCACGAUGAAAGUUAAUAUCAUAAUUAGCUUUCUUAUGAGCAUUUCAAUCCGCUAACACACAUGCUUGUUCUGCGAUUGUCUUCACUAUUUCUCCGAGUGUGGCCUGCAUAGCAAGGCUCCGGGGGCGGAGCUUGGAUUUGUGACAUAGGAAAUCUCACUGAAUCUGAUCCUGCUGUUUGAGUCUGCCAAAGAUUCACAGCGAUUUGAAUGCAGAGAUACUCAGAAAGGCAAUUUUACUCUUAUUUUUCUCAUGACAUGUCCUGUAGCGUUAGAAAAAAUGCCAUAUGAAUGUGUAAAAAACAAGAAAAACAUGAUAUUCAUUGGAGUGGGUCUUUAAAAUACAGUUCCUGCUCAGUACCUUUCACAGUUUUCCAUCCUGGUGUAGAGAAGCAGAUAAGUGUUUUAGUCUCAUCAACAAUUUUGCACGAAUAUGAAUGAAAAGUUUGAGAGAUGAAAGAAAAGUGGUACAAUUUCUAGAAAGGGCAAUGACGCAGGAAAGUUGUAUAAGAGUGUUUUAGAAGUCUCUUUUUUUCUGAGUGUACACCAAGUGGAGAUGACUUUCUACAGUGGACGGCCUCAUCUUUCAGUCAGGUCACCAACGAUAAACGCUAUGAGGGAAAUGAAUUCAUCCAUAAGCAUUUCUACUUUUUGCUAAGUGCUGUAAAUUAUCUCCGGCUAACUUUAUGUCAGGGCUAUUUUAUAGGCAGCACUUGUGGAAAAUCGUCAUCUGCGUCAUUACACCCACUCUAUAAUUCGAGCAUCAAAUAUCUUUGUGCAAAUAUGUUUUCAAUGCUUAAACCAGGGAGGUUUUUUGCACCGAUGUGUGCUAUCACCUUGCUGCACAGACGGCUAUUUGAAUGAGGUUUCAGAAAACGACUGUGUCUCAUUUUAAAUGCAGUCAGAGCGCUGAGUGGUUAACCUUUAAUGCUCUCCUGUAGGACACUAAGCCAUAGGACAUGUUAAUGUUUAAUACGCCCUAAACAGUGUAAAGAACAUGUCUUCUCGAAUUGAUAGAGACCAAAUGGAGUGAUUUCAGUUCUUCAGAGGGAACUUAUGCAACCAUUAGUAUGCAAAAGCGGUUCAUGAAAAAUAAAUCAUGUGUUCACACCUUCUGUCUGUUCACAUAUCAAACCUGACAACACAGGCAGAGCACAACUGGUCAUGGUAUUUAGUUCUCCACACAGGCACAUAAUAAUGAAUGCAGUGAAUUCAAAAUUACAUGCAUUUAAAUCAAAAACCCAUGUACUUAACAUUUAAGCAUGUAUUUGAUAUCCAUUUGCACAUGAAAUUAAAAAAUGACUCCUACGAUAAACACCGUAUUACAGUUCCAUGUCACAUCGUUGUUUUGUUUCCUCUUUUGCAUGUCGUUUCUGUUGACUGUCACACCUGAAAUGCAUUGUGAGAAACUAGCCUCCAGUGAAUUAAUUAGUAACCUUUGAAGGUGUUGAAAUACUUGACACAGCGGGGAAAUCUGUCCACGAAGAGCAUCAAAGAAGCAACAUGUCGGGAAAGACAGACGCACCUUUGGAAAAACCUGCAGUCACACCCGAUCCUGCAGACAUGGAGGGGUCCAGUGACAGGCUCUUUUGCUGCAGGUGGGUGCGCGACAGGAUCCCGCUGACCCACAGAGAAGAACUGUACCACAUCCUGAGGAUGACAGGGCCUCUGGUAAGGAUUGGCUCUGUUUGCACUCGCUCCCUGCUCCUCCAUUAUGCUGAUAUAUUCCAGACUGAUGAGAUUGUCUGAAGGUGUCAGGGAAAAUUGACUCUCUGUUUGAGUUUCGGAAUGAACAUCAGUCAAACAUGGUUAUGUUUGCUGAGUCUGAAAAGUGAUGACAGUGUGACACAUUUGCUGAGAGAGCCAUGCUAAUUCAUGACAACUUUUAAUUACUGUCCUGUCCUGAAUCAAAUGUUACCAACAGUCUCCAUCAACUACUUUGUCUGUGUUUGUCUUUCUAGCUGUUUUCUCGAAUCCUCAAUUACCUGCUUCCAUUUGUGGUUACCAUGUUCUGUGGACGUUUGGGAAAUGAUGUGAUGGCUGGUUAUGGAUUAGCCUCUGCUGUAAGUUUGUCACUGUGCGCACAAAGAGAAAAAGACCCUCAAAAAAAGUGUCGUUUCAGCAGAGGAAACUAAAUGAAACAAUUGCAACCUCAUGGCUUUGUGACAGCUUUUACAAUUCUUGUUAAUUCAACCAAUCUCAGCUCAUUGUAAAGAAAUACUGCUUUCUAAAACUCUUUCUUUGUUCAUUUCAGACGAUAAAUGUUACCACUGCAGCCACAGGAUGUGGUCUGGGACUGGCAUGUGACACUCUGGUGUCUCAGGUUUGGAAAAACUUUUUGUCCUUUCACCCACAAUUCAAGAGAUAGAACUCAGCUGUUCAUUACUCUGUUUUCUGGAAUGAUUAACACUCUGUGUGUGUUUUGUUCUGCAGACAUUCGGAGGUAAGAACCUGCUGCGAGUGGGAGUGAUUCUUCAGCGGGGCAUUAUCAUCCUGAUGUUAUUCUGUCUGCCCUGCUGGGGUCUUCUCAUUAACGCUGAGGCCAUCCUGUUAUGCAUGGGCCAGGACCCUGAGGUGACCAGGUGACAAACACCAACAUAAAUACAAAACAAGUUAAAUCUCUGAUUCUGUCUCAACUAACUUGUUGUUUUCUUUUCCCUCUCACCAAAAAUAAUAAAAAUAAAUAACUAAAAUAAUAGACGCAGACAGAGUGUGAUUGUCACUGAUGCAUUAUCAAACCCAUGAGGCUGCAGGGUUCAGCUGGACCAUAUGUCUGAUUAAAUGGGAUUACAUGACAUCCCCUCCAUCGGCUAUCUAGUAAUCUUUUCACUGCACAGCUGUACAGGUGAGGCAGGACAACUUCAGCAAAAUACUUGCAGCUGAAGGUCAGAAGGUACAAGUAUGUGGGCGUGCAUAUCGGCGCCAUAUCUUAAUGCAAGUAUCAGUAAUAACUUUCCAGACUGUCCCUUUCUUGUUUAUUUAUAUAAGAUGCAGUUUAAUGAUGAUUUCACUAAUAUUAGCUGCUAUUUCUGAAGUCUUUGUCGGAUGUAGUGGUCUUCUGCAUCUCAUAAUGGGACAUAUUUCUUCCACUGGCCUGAAGGUGGUCAUGCAACAGCCUUUUGAACAAAGUCUGCAGUAGACUAUGUUGAUUUUAGCCUGAAGUAACAGAAGAGGUCAGAAUGAACAGAUUUUCAUUUUUUAAAUCCUUCUACACUAAUAAAUCAAUAAAAAGAUUUGUCGCCCAGCCUUACUUUGCCCUGUUGACUUUUAAAGCAUGAGUCCUGCAUGUUUUUGGAGAUUCACAGAUUCCAGUACCUGGUCUUCAGUUUGAGUUUAGUCCAGUAACGCUCCUGCAAUGAAAGACUGUGCAUAACGUUGAUAGAAAACACUUCCUGUUGCUAUUUUUCUGCUUUGACAAACACUCUCUGCUGUUUUUGUCAUUGUCACACAAUAUUUUAAAGCAAAUUGUCUUUUUCAUUGAAUUGCAUACUCACUAAUAUCUAAAUUUAGACAUUAUUGAAAUGCAAAACUCAAUCUUUGCAUCCAAAAACAUCCACCAGGAACUUCUAGUAGCAUAUUUACGCAUUUCAUCCACCACUGUUCUGCACCCAAUGUCAAGGCUGCUCAGUUUUACAUAACUUUUUAGGAGUGUUUACCUUGGCACGAAGGCCGUUUCUUUCAAUUUCCAUGAAUAUGUCUUUGAAUAGAGAUGAUUGAGCUUGAACUUGUGACAUCUAAGUGUGCAGUAUUUCAAUAAUUCAUAUCCUUAAAUAAGAACUCUGCUUUUUCAUUCCAGGAUUGCCCAGUUGUACAUGACGGCCUUCCUUCCAGCUGUACCUGUGAGUUGUGCCUUUUCUCAUGUCCUGAUUGUGUUAAAUGCAAUGGAUUUGUUAAAAUAUGCAAACUAUUUGUUUCUGUAUUUUUCUUUAGGCAAUGUUUCUACAUGGGCUGCUCGUGACUUACCUGCAGAACCAGGUGAGCUAAUAUCAGCAACAACUUUCCUUUAUUCUUUAGUCUGGAACCCUAUGUGUAUUGUUGAUGAAGUUAGGUGCUGUUCUGAGCAUUAUUUGUGGCUAUAGAGUGGCGUUUUGGUUGAGAUUUGUUUGUGGCUCCUCAGACUACUGUGUAUUGCUAUCGUGCGGUCAUUACUAAAGUUGGUAUAACUAGAGAAGCAAGCGGUCGGCAACAUUCAUCUCUCAAAGGGGUGUCUAACUCGGUGUUAUGGUGUGUUUGACCCUAAAUUAAUUUUACGCCGGAAUAUCCCUUUAAUAAUGUAGAGAACAAAACAAUUAAGACUGCUUUGUCCACAGGGGGGCGCCAAAGUUGACUCAAACCAAAAGUUUCCCACUGGAGCUUUAACGUAAUGAAAUUCCUGAUAUAAGAAGCAGUGGGGGGAUUACUUACUGUAACCUCUGGUUUCUGUGUCUUCAGGGGAUUAUACUGCCACAACUGUACACUGCUGCUGUUGCAAACAUAGCAAAUGCCGUGACAAACUACAUCUUACUUCACUGGCUGGAUCUGGGUGUUUAGUAGGUGAACUCGCACGACUCAUUAAAUCAUUUCACAAAUAAAGAAUCCUGCACUCUUCUGUUAAUGUUCCCUGUGUUUGUGUCUCAGUGGUUCUGCAGCAGCCAACACUCUCUCUUGGAUUUACAUCUGUGGUUUUCUGUUUGCCUACAUUUGGUGGAAGAAGCUCCAUGUGACAACAUGGGGAGGUGGGGAUUUAAUAUUCAUGGUUUGCAUAUGCCCUCAUGCAUCACCCUGUUUUACACUCCACAUAAAUAAGUUUCUCUCUCCCCCUGCAGGCUGGUCUGUGGAAUCACUGCAGGAGUGGGGCUCCUACAUGAAACUGGCCGUCCCCAGCACUUUAAUGACGUGUUUUGAGUGGUGGGUUUAUGAGUUUGGGGGAUUCUUUGCAGGUAAGGGAAGCUGUUUUGUAACUCUGUCAGUUCUGCUCUUGCAGAUAGAUGGACUCUGCUGUACAGAUUUGUGUUAUUGGAGCGUGAGUCGACUGAUUUAAUGAAACAAAUAUCUCUGACUCUUCUGUUGACCAGGAAUGAUGAGUGAAGAUGAACUGGCAGCCCAGCAUGCUGUAAUAAUGGUGGCUUUUAUAACCUACAUGGUAAGAAGCCCAAGUUUUCACAUUAUGACGUCUCAUUAGAGUGAUUCAGAUGCUUUUUAAAUGGCACAAAUAUCCUCCAAAACUUGAAUUUUGGGUGUAAGCCUUGAUAGAAGGUCAUUUUGUGUAUUAAUAGUCAAAGAUUCUGCUUCUUAAAUGUAUUUUUUUGCAUAAUGACGCAUCCAUAUAGUUCCCUCUUGGUAUUCAAGCUGCAGCGUGUGCCCGUGUGGGAAAUGCUCUCGGUGCAGGAGAAACUGCCAGGGCCAUCCUUAACGCCAAGCUGUCGUUUGCUCUCGCAGGUCAGUUAUUCACAUACGGUAGUUGUUGCCAAUUAUAAUUGAUCAAAACAGAAAGUUCAUACACGAGCUGACAGAUUUCUUCAUUUCUAGUUUGCUUCGCCGUUGUGGAGGGGGUUGUGCUUGGCUCUACCAAGACAGUAAUUGGACUCAUAUUUACCUCGGAUGAGUAAGUCCCCAAAGCUUGUUAGUAUAGAGCUGUCAAACCAUUCAUUUCUUAAAAAGUGGGAUUCAUCAUGAAAGGAGACAGAUUCAAGGUGAUUUGUUGCCAUUUGGUUGCAGUCAAUUGAUGCCAAUUUAGCAAGCAUUGUAAUUCACGUCUCAAAGUCCCACUCUGAUCGGUUUUUUAACUACUUAAAGUGUUCUCAGUGGUCUUUAAAUUGUGAUUAUGAAGUUUUUAUUAAAAAUCACGUUACCUGUGUCAUUUUUAAGGACUUUUCUUCUACAGAGCUUGAGUAGAUCAUUAGCAAUUCGCUUCUGAGUCGUGGGCGGAGACAGCAAGACAGAGACAAGGGUGGAGCUUGGAUUGGUUACAUAUGAAAUCUCACGGUUUCUAAACCUGCCGUCCGGGUUUGCCAGAGAUUCACAGUGAUUUGAAUAAAGAAAUACUCAGAAAAGCAAUUUUGCAUUUAGUUUUCUCGUGACACGUCCUGUAGCAUCAGAAAAAUGCCUUAUGAACACAGAAAAAACAAGAAAAAAUCAUUUUCGUCGAAGUGGGUCUUUUAGUUUCAUUUUGCUUGUGGCAGUGUGCACACUCUACAAUAAUGCUUUGUACUGGUCUCACCAGUAGUUAUCCAGACAGUUAAACACGUGAUUCAAUAAAUGCAGUUGAAGCCUGGACUUGUUUGACUUUUUACUGAACCAGUGUGAAACUGCAAUACAAUACAUUACAAUAUAGACAUGGAUUUCAGACAUAAAUCGCCAAAUAAUUCCCUCUUAACAACAAUAUAAACCAUUUAAACACAUACUCACAGACAAUGCGUCUUCACAGACUUGUGAAACCACGGAGGAUAAUGAGGAAAACACUCCGUAAACGCCCUGUCGGCUGCCCGUUCGCGCGAGUCUCGAUCUGCGACAACUUCCGGUUUGCGCGGGAAGUGACGUCAUCGCCGAACUAAACCGCUACUUUACCGCAGAAAAACAAUAAACAUAUGAAAACACUCAAAACGAAUUACUGUCCAUAACAUGCUUUAUGUUGCGUUUGCCUGCUGACGUUACUUUGACUGGGUGCACCUGUAUGCUUAGCUCAAACCCAAGGUACUGAAGGUUUGGGUUAACUUAUUAAUAGUGACAGCUUGACUAAUUGCACAUUAGAGUUUAAGCUCAGCUCUUUCAUGAAAAAUAAAACUUUUUCUUCUCAUUUUAGGAAGAUUGUGGGUCUGAUUUCACACUUGAUGAACGCUUACAUCUUCCUUCAGUUAUUUGACGGACUUAUAGUGAGUCGACCAGCAAAAUUUGAAGCACAUUAAACUCCAUAUUUACAGGGAUGCAAACGAACUAAUUAUACUUACUGAAUGUGUUUAUCUCCCCUUAGUGUGUGAGCACAGGCAUCUUCUUAGGCACAGGCAAACAGAAGAUACCAGCUGUGGCCAAUUUCAUCGGCUACUACUGCAUUGGACUUUCUCUGUGUGUUACUUUAAUGUUUGUUGCAAAACUGAGAAUUUUAGGUAAUUAUAUAAAAUGAUCAUAUUUUGCCGUGUUCACAGACUUUCUUAAAGAUAAAUGGCUGCAUAAAAAUUGCGGGUUGUUAUAAGCGGAGCCUGCUGUGCCUGUGAAAGACUAUUUUGUCUUUCUCUCCGCAGGUUUCUGGCUCGGACUGCUCAUUUGCGCGGUCUUACAGUCCACCUUCUACAUCACUGUCAUCUUCAGGCUGAACUGGAAGAAGAUGACAGAGGAGGUAGUCUGCAGGCUAAAUCUGACAAUCAGAGUCGUGCAGGGCCUCAGCUGUUCAGAUAUGAUGAUGAAUCUGCAGAGAAGGAUGAUUUAAACCCCCUUUUUUUAGACUGUAUGAAUGAGGAGAAAUUGGCAGUCAGGUUUUUGUUUCUGCUUGUUUGCAGGCCGUGAAACGAGCUCAGAAAAAGACACAACUGACAUUAUUAAACUCAGAACCCCUGUCAGGUAACAACGCUGCUGACCAGACAGCAAGUAAUGGGAAGGUAAGUGGCCUUUGUUCCUCACACUAACAACCUUGUUUGAUAUCGAUAUUGAGACUUUCUUAUGCCAUGUUUCCUGAAGCUGGAUUUGUAAUGAGAUGCAUCAAUUUUUCUUUCAAGUCACUGGAGGGCUACCUGACUGUGAGCACACACGAUUAUGACGGGAACAUGGAGACACAGGACGGACAUGCGGUCAAGCAGCCGAAAGUCCAUCUCUCCACCACCCAGCUGAUCAUCAGGAGAGGCCUCACCAUGUUUGCAGCCGUCGGACUUCUUGUUGUGGGAGUGUGCGUGCACUUCCUAGUGCCGUUACCAGAGAGUUCAUAUUCUGAGGGCAACUUCACUGUGGGUCUGAUCAAUACCACAUUUACCCCUGAUCAGAUAUUGACAACUGUGCUGGUUCCAGUGUAAGAGAUAGAGAGCUAUGAAAUCACUGUUGGUGCUAAAUAUCACAAUUUAAGACAUAAUUUAAGUGUUUUAAGUAACUGACAUUAAAAUUCAAUCUCUGAAAUAAAUUGUUGGUUGUUAUUGUCACAUUUUGGCGUUGUAGGCAGGAUGAAGCAUGUUAAAUCGUACAAGUUAAUUUGCAGGAGUUUGACCCUAGGUGGCGUUGUUGCCUCCUUAAUGUCAAACCAUCUUUAUAGCUGUUGGUGAUUACUGGUUGGCUCACAUGCCCCUCUUCCAAAAGUAGCUGGAAGUAUUUGAUCAAAGCACAGAGUUGGACCUAGUUAGAGAAAAAACUGUUUUACUUUUAAGGCACAGAGGGGAAACGUUUGUGUGUGGGGUGUGGGUCGCUUUUUUUCGAUCUGCCUCAACGCCUCAGUUUUUUUCAACUGCUUGUCAGAUCAUCAACCAUGACUUAAAAACAUAAAAACCAAACAUUAAUAGCCACAAAUACAGAAUGUGUAAAUCAGUUUCAGCUUAUAUCCUUAUCUGUAAGAGUGAGUGUUUAGCUGGAAACCACGGCCCUUUUUAGACUCUGAGUAAAUGUUUAAACAAAUUAAUUAGUUUUCCUCAGCUAAACAAAGACACUGCAGUGGUUGUUUCUGGAGCCAAUAAGUAGUGAUUAAAAGUCGGUGUGCAGCUUCAAUAAUUACAGGUAAAAAGAAAACGGUGAACAAGUCUCAGACCUGGACUCAGACCUGGAUUUGAGAUCCAGAUAAUCACCUGAGGAAUAUUAAGCAUUAAACGUGUCCAUACAUGUGUUUAUGAUUUUUAAGAUUUCCUCUUUCUAAACUGACCAGACCUGACAGAUAUGAUUUGGUUUCUCAUUUUCAACCAUUCAAGAUCAAAACAUUCUUGCCCUCAAGUCAUCAAUUUGAGCAUUUGUUCAGUCUGUUUUUCUUGUUUUUCACCAUCCUACUUGUCUUAGUAAAGGUUGGCAUAGUUUCACCGCAGCUUUGACCGCAGCAAGAUUUCCCUCCUUCUAACACCGCAGUGAGAAACUGUAAUAAGUACAUAAGAGAGAAGACAGCCUCUUCUUUGGAGAGCCCUGCAUUGGCAUCCCUCGAUUAGACAUGGAGGAUCUUGGGGACAAUCUCUUCUGCUGCCUGUGGGUGCACAGCAGGAUGCCUCGAGUCCACAGAGAGGAAGUGUACCUAAUCCUGGGGAUGACAGGGCCUCUGGUAAGAAUUGGCUUAGCUUACAUACUGCGCGGUGUCUGGAUUGAAGGUGCCCUUGCUGCUGAAACGCUGAGUCAUAAAAUAGAAGAUGGAUGACAGUCUUUCUUUGCCAAAGAAAAGGUCAGGAUGUCAGGAAAACAGACUGGCAGGCUUGAGACUUAAAAGCAGAAAUCAAUAGACCUUAAAUGGAGUUUGGCACAUUUCAAACUGCUGCUGGACCUGCCAAAGGAUGAAGAUGUGAGAGCUCAUCUGCCAAGACAUAGUCUGAGUGUAUGUGCGCGCACACC